Messenger RNA from Panicum virgatum (switchgrass), 3724 nucleotides. RefSeq names its product ent-kaur-16-ene synthase, chloroplastic-like. The coding region runs from base 1038 to 3461 and encodes 807 amino acids. Gene Ontology annotation, biological process: diterpenoid biosynthetic process. The transcript is spliced from 15 exons. NCBI's taxonomy places the organism in Eukaryota, Viridiplantae, Streptophyta, Magnoliopsida, Poales, Poaceae. The record is from RefSeq and is a predicted model, not a curated record. Gene Ontology annotation, molecular function: magnesium ion binding; terpene synthase activity.
ACAUUUCAUCUGGCCAAAUGACACUGGUCGGACAAAAAAUGAACGAAGAACUGUUCAGUGUCACGUUCACCCAGAUGUUUCCUGGAAACACAACGCUCGCACUGCAGGCUUGAUGUUCACCCAAAUUGCAGAACCUGAUGAGCACCAGGCAGGCAGUCCCGGCGCCUGAAACGCCGAGCACGGCCGGAGAGGGGGAGGAUGGCACUUCACUGGAGCGUUGACCGUCGACCCAAGUGUGCAUCAGAACUGCUGCUUCGUGGGGCCAUGCCGGCCGGCGUGCUGCUGUUCCUGUCUUCAUCUUGCGAGGACAACCCGCUCCCCGGACGGAUCUCCCGCCUGGCAUCUCCCGAGUCCCGACGCGGGCAGCACAAUCCAGCAGCCUGCUCCGUUGGGAAAUGGCACCUUCGCUUCGUCACCAAUCAGGGCUGGGGACACGGUCAGCUCAGGGCGGCAGCGAAGUGAUUUCACAGAUGACCAUGACCACACCACGAGAACCAAUUUUGAUGUGUACGGUGGACAUGGACAAAACCAGGCUUGGGAGGAUCUCCCAACUGGCUCCGUCAACUGUUCCCCCUCCCGUCCUAUCGCCGGUGCUCGCCGGCGUGACGUAUAUUCCUCCGCGACAAGAAAUUGCUGCACCUGGUGGGAGUGGGGGCGCACGGACAGCAUGCUCCGAUGCUCCCUAAAAUAGUGCUUCUUCCUCGUGCUUUCUCGAUCGGUCCACAAAAAGUGCUUUGGUGUGGGGGCGAGCAGGGCGAACGUGACUGGUGUCUUCCUCCUCCAGCGCCGCCCCCACCUCGCUUUCCUCUUUCUUCCUCCGAUUCGAUUUCUCCCACCGCCUUCCUCCUCUCGCGCCCGUACUCCUACCUUCCUUUCGAGUUUCGCCGAUCUCACUACGGAUUCGGCGCCUGCCGCCGGAGCCUUGUCUCCUGGAGAGGCGAUUUCCUCUUUUUGCCGGCGGCCCUUCUUCAGUGUGCAAGAUCAGUCCUCGGUCAUCGGCACCAGAGAUUUCUCUGCUGAGGUUUCACUGCGCCACAAUGCCUCUUGUUACGGCCGCCGCCCCAGCUAGCGGCUCACCGCGCGGGGUGAUUCCGCUGCGAUCGAGCCGAGCGUCUUGUGACUCUCGUCCUUGUGCCGCUAGAGCAUAUGCUGGCAAGAGGUUGGUAGCAGAAAAUACAAGGGUGCAAAACGUGCAUAGGAUGGAACUGGAGACUAGAAUAAGGAACCAGCUCCUGAGACCCGAAUUGCCACCUUCUUCAUAUGACACGGCAUGGGUUUCUAUGGUGCCCUUGCGGGGUACUCAUCAGUCUCCAUGCUUCCCACAGUGUGUUGAGUGGAUAUUGCAGAACCAACAGGAUGAUGGAUCUUGGGGUGUCAACCAAUUUGACUCAUCAGUCAACAAGGAUGUUCUUUUAUCCACUUUGGCAUGUGUUCUUGCACUAAAGAGAUGGAAUGUUGGCAGGGAGAACAUCUGGAGAGGACUGCAUUUCAUUGGAAGAAAUUUCUCUGUCGCUAUGGAUGAGCAGACCACUGCUCCUAUAGGUUUCAACAUCACUUUUGCCACUAUGCUUAGCCUCGCCAUCGAUAUGGGUUUAGAAUUUCCUAUAAGGCAAACUGAUGUCCAUGGGAUUCUUGAGCUCCGCGAGAUGGAAUUGAAAAGACAGGCCGUGUACGGUUCUUAUGGAAGAAAAGCAUAUAUGGCUUAUAUCACAGAAGGGUUAGGAAACAGGCUUGACUGGGAUGAAGUUAUGAAAUUCCAGAGGAAAAAUGGAUCAUUGUUCAGCUGCCCUUCCACAACUGCAGUUGCACUAAUCCACAAAUACAAUGAUCAAGCCCAUCAAUAUCUAAAUUCACUUGUCAGUGAAUUUGGCAGUGCAGUGCCAGCAGUGUAUCCUUCAAAACUACAUUGCCAGCUCUUAAUGGUGGAUGCACUUGAAAGAAUGGGAAUUUCUCAGCACUUUGUCAAUGAAAUAAAAAGCAUCCUGGACAUGGCAUUCAGUCACUGGUUACAGAAAGAUGAGGAAAUCAUGAUGGACAUAGCGACAUGCGCGAUGACAUUUCGCCUUUUAAGGAUGAAUGGUUAUGAUGUUUCCUCAGAUGAGCUGUCUCAUGUUGCUGAAGCUUCCAAUUUCUGUGAUUCACUUCAAGGAUAUUUAAAUGAUACAAAAUCCCUACUGGAAUUGUACAAGGCUUCAAAAGUCAGCCUAUCAGGAAAUGAUUUGAUCUUAGAUAGUAUAGGAUCAUGGUCUGGCAACUUAUUGAAGGAUAAGUUGUGCUCUAGUAGGGUGCAAAAAAACCUGAUUUUUGGAGAGAUAGAUUAUGCUGUUAAGUUUCCCUUCUAUGCAACACUGGAGCGUUUAGAACACAAGAGAAACAUUGAACAUUUUGAUGCUUGGGGUUCUCUGAUGCUAACGACAAAAGGCUCGUCUUUUCAUGUCAAUCAAGAAUUUCUAGCUUUGGCUGUUAACGAUUUCAGUUUGUCUCAAUCUGUUUACCAGGAUGAACUUCAGCAUCUUGACAGUUGGGUGAAGGAGAACAAGCUGGACCAACUACAAUUUGCUCGGCAGAAAUUGACAUAUUGCUAUCUGUCUGCUGCUGCUACCAUAUUCCCUUCUGAAUUGUCUGAUGCUCGCAUUUCAUGGGCCAAAAAUGGUGUGCUCACAACUGUGGUUGAUGACUUCUUUGAUGUUGGGGGGUCAAAAGCGGAAUUAGAAAACCUGAUAGAAUUAGUUGAGAAAUGGCAUGAGCACCAUGCAGAUAAGUACUAUUCAGAGCAAGUAAGAAUAAUAUUUUCUGCUAUUUAUGCAACAACGAACCAGCUUGGAGCAAAGGCUUCUGCAGCACAAGACCGUGAUGUUACAAAGCACCUAGCAGAAAUUUGGCUAGAUGUGUUGCGGUCUAUGAUGAUGGAAGCAGAAUGGCAGAGAAGCCAACAUGUGCCAACAGUUGAAGAAUACAUGACAAAUGCUGUUGUCUCGUUUGCACUGGGCCCCAUUGUGCUCCCAGCAUUGUAUUUUGUCGGGCAAGAGCUCUUAGAGCAUGCUGUCAAAGAUCAAGAGUAUGAUAAAUUAUUUAGGCUAAUGAGCAGUUGUGGCCGGCUCCUUAAUGACAGCAAAAGUUUUGAGAGGGAAGGCAGCCAGGGGAAGCUGAAUAGCAUUUCUCUACUUGUUCUUCACAGCGGCAAUUCUGUGUCCACAGAAGCGGCUAAGAAGGUGAUACAGAAGUCCAUAGACACGUCUAGGAGGGACUUGCUAAGAUUGGUUCUCAGGAAAGAAAGUGUUGUCCCUAGGCCAUGCAAGGAGCUCUUCUGGAAGAUGUGCAAGAUUCUUCACUUGUUCUACUAUCAGACCGAUGGAUUCAGCUCUCCAAAGGAAAUGGUCGGUGCAGUGAACGCAGUCAUCAACGAGCCACUCAAAAUCCAAAUGAGUGAUGCAUCCUUGUUCAUUUCAUCAGAAAAAUGAGGAUCUCCUGUAGUCUGUCAUGUUCAUAUCAAUCAGAGGCAGCAGCAGGCCAAACAGCUAGUAUCAUACACUUUAAUUUGGCUGAUGUAGUGAUGAACAACGUAGGUGUUGUACAUGGCCGCUCCUUAUGCAAAAAAAGGUGUUGUACAUGGAUUAUGGUCAUAGAAAGGUCUCUUUGAUAGAGAGAUUUCGUUGACCUCUUUCACAAAUGAACUUGGGGUAUUCUGGGAGUUUCUGACAAUCCCAAACCCUAUUCGCGAUCA